AUGGCACGUACCAAGCAAACAGCCCGUAAGUCGACCGGUGGCAAGGCCCCAAGGAAACAAUUGGCUACGAAAGCAGCUAGGAAAAGCGCACCGGCAACCGGCGGAGUUAAGAAACCGCAUCGUUACCGUCCGGGGACUGUCGCUCUUCGUGAAAUCCGUCGUUACCAGAAGAGUACUGAAUUAUUGAUUCGCAAACUGCCUUUCCAAAGGUUAGUCCGUGAAAUCGCCCAGGAUUUCAAGACCGAUUUGCGUUUCCAGAGUUCUGCUGUUAUGGCGUUACAGGAAGCCAGUGAAGCGUAUUUGGUUGGACUUUUCGAAGACACCAAUCUGUGUGCCAUCCACGCAAAACGUGUUACCAUCAUGCCCAAGGACAUUCAAUUAGCUCGUCGUAUUCGCGGAGAACGUGCUUAA
Messenger RNA from Cinara cedri, 411 nucleotides. The record is from the annotation of a GenBank genome assembly. Lineage: Eukaryota; Metazoa; Arthropoda; Insecta; Hemiptera; Aphididae.